Molecule: messenger RNA, 621 nt
Organism: Dictyostelium purpureum
Lineage: Eukaryota; Evosea; Eumycetozoa; Dictyosteliales; Dictyosteliaceae
Exons: 2
Coding region: 1-621 (206 amino acids)
Biological process (GO): protein peptidyl-prolyl isomerization
Molecular function (GO): peptidyl-prolyl cis-trans isomerase activity
Source: RefSeq, a predicted model, not a curated record
AUGAAAAUUAUUAUUUGUUUAUUAUUUUUAAUUGGUUUAUUAUCACCAUUUAAUAAGGCACAAGAUCCAGUAGGACCAAGUUAUUAUAAUGUAGUUUUCACUACAACUAAAGGUAACAUAGAAAUUGGAGUAGAUAGAUCCAGAAGCCCAUAUGGAAGUGAUAGAUUUUAUCAAUUAGUUACCACAGGAUUUUUUACAGAAACUGCAUUUUUUAGAGUUAUUCAAACACCAAGACCAUUUGUUGCUCAAUGGGGUAUCAGUGGUACUCCAAGCUUAAAUGAAAAAUGGAACAUUACAAUCCCAAAUGAUCCAAUUGUCCCAAGUGCAUCAAACGUUCAAGGAACAAUUUCAUUUGCCGCUGAAGAAAACUCAACUGGUACAUGUUGUAGAACUACUCAACUUUUUAUAAAUUAUGGAAAUAAUACAUUUUUAGAUAGUAUGGGCUUCACCUCUUUUGGUACCAUAACAAGUGGUUUCGACUAUGCUAUGCAAUUUUAUUCUCAAUAUGGUGAAGAACCAGAUCAAACAUUAAUUUAUGAAGAUGGUAAUAGUUAUUUACAAAACAAUUUCCCAUUAUUAGAUUAUUUAAAUGUUGCUCAAAUUAUUUCCGAAGAAUGGUAA